Symbiodinium sp. CCMP2592 is the source of this 1782-nucleotide messenger RNA. The record is from the annotation of a GenBank genome assembly. Lineage: Eukaryota; Dinophyceae; Suessiales; Symbiodiniaceae.
AUGGCGUUCAUGACUGCCUCAGCUGGCGCAUUGCUCCUGCAUUCUCGAGACAUGGUGUAUGCACAUGACGACAGUCAUCAGCUUGUUGAUUUUCUGGAAGCGUACAGCUUCGGUCGCCGAACAAUUCUCAAGCUUGAGGAGAAGAAGGAUCUGGUGGAGGCCGUUCACACUUUUUUCCGAGAGGAGCACGAGUUGUUCAUGUUGCAUUUGAUCUUUCAUGGACAUUCCCAUCAUGGUGCGUGGCUCGACUCCGCCGGCAAUUCUUUCUGUUUGAGUGAUGUUCUCAGGUUGUGGCAUUUGACCACAAAUUCGAGAGAUGCAAAGAAGUGUCUCUUGAUCAUCCUUGACAGUUGCCAUAGUGGAUACUGGGUGCAUGAGCUGGCCGAGAAUCAUCGUUGUCUAGGAAACGUGUGCAUUCAAGCGGCCGCCGGGAAGUUCCGGACUACCGCUGAUGAUUUGCACAGCUUUACUUUUCUGUGGGUGUUUCUACAUUUGCCGGAGGAAUACUGUAGUGAGGAAGGCCUGGACGGCUCUUUAGCGCGUCAACCUUACCUGGAAGAAUGUCAGCCCUGCUACAUCAGAGGCCAGUGUUGCCAAACAGUGUGCUUGAAUGGAAGGGAGAUCCAGUUCUUGGGUGAGGAGGUGACCUGCUCCAACCACCAAAGCAAUCUCUGUGACCUCCUGGUGCCGCUGACGGGGGAAGUUGACGACCUGUUUGCGCUGAAAGAUUGCAAGCUUUAUUUUCAGCAGAUUCAAAUAGACAUAUGGGAGCACAGAGGUUCCAAGCAAGAUAUUAUCGACCGACAGAACAGGAAGCUUGCAAAAAUUGGUUCGCAAGCGAAAGGAAAAGCUUUUGUUCCUGCUCUUGAGGAACUGACCGCGAUGCUCAACAUUUCUGAUCUGGAUCCCCUUCUAAGUGGGUGUCUUGCGCAAGAGCUACCUGCGGCUGUGCUUGCACCCCAGUUUGACAAGCUCAACGACUACAAGCUGUCACGAUCGUACGAAAGGAGGAAGGCACACCUUCGCCAGAAUAUGUUCCAAGAGCUGGAGCUGCUGGAAGAGCCUGAUCAUUUCCACAUACUGGAAUUGUUGAGGUGCUGUUGGAAGUGCCAGCUUUCUUUGUGUUACCUGUGUGACACCGAAGACAGGAAGCUCGGGUAUCGUGAAUGCUUGAAGCAGCUUCAAGAGAUGUUGAACCUGACGUCACAUCAUGUAGGAGCAGUCGCAAGACUGGAAGUGCUGGAUGCACUAGCGUUGUACAUUGAGACCAUGCUGAACUCGGAUGAACUGAUCGAUCUGGAAAAGCUAGCGGGGGAAGACCUCCAGACUGCCCGUGCGCGAAUGCAUCGGGAGCUUGCCGGGAUCUAUGACCAGCUUGAAGUAGGUAUGCGUGAUGUGCAGUUUCAAUACAAGCUCUGUGAAUAUGGAACUAAGUCGUUGCAACACCGAGCUGCUUGUUGUGAAGCAUCAGAAUUUCACGAAAUCGAGAAGAGCUUCAACACAUUGCUUCGCGACGUUGAAGACUUGCUAUCUUGUCACCAACCCGAAGACGGAUGGCAAGCUGGCGUCACCGUGCGCAUUGGCUUAGUUGAAGUCUAUGCCACAUGGAAAGGUAAUCCUGAGUAUGCAAAGAAACACACUCAGGAGAAAAGCAAACUUCUGCAAGAUUGGCACUCACGGCCAGAUGUCUGGAGUAAACGCAAGAUGCCGUUCUGGCUUGAGAGCUUUACGUCCUUAACGCUAACAGAGCGGCGUGAGUGGCAAGCCAAAGCCGGCGGCUGA